This is a messenger RNA of Lecanosticta acicola, 1038 nucleotides long. Lineage: Eukaryota; Fungi; Ascomycota; Dothideomycetes; Mycosphaerellales; Mycosphaerellaceae. The record is from the annotation of a GenBank genome assembly.
AUGUCUGGAAGGCCCGACGUCCUCGUAAUUGCAUCUAGUGUUCAGGAAAUCGACGAAUUACGUCGUCAGCGCCUAGAACAAGAGUUCAACUUGAUCCAAUAUGACUGCAGCUCCGUCGAGGAAUUCAAAGAGCGCAUGAAACCUGGCGGGCCCUACUCGUCCAUCCAAGCCAUCAUCCGUCUCGGCUGGCUCAAAGCAGGCCAAUUCGCAACACAUCUACCCUUCGCAACAGAUGUAGUACCACACUAUCCUCCUAGCCUGAAGAUCAUCUGCUGCACUGGCCAUGGCCACGACGCCGCGGACACCGAAGCCAUCACCCAGCGAGGCAUCUGGUACUGCAACACGCCCAACGCCUGCACGGAAGCGGUCGCCAACACGGCAACCUAUCUCAUCCUCGACACGUUCCGCUACUUGACAUAUGCACAAUGGUGCGCUCGCUAUGAUUGGAUGAAGAGCCGCGAACUCGGCACCAGAGCAGUCGAUCCCCUCGGAAAAGUGCUCGGAAUCGUAGGCUUGGGAGACAUUGGGUUGCAAAUCGCCAAGAAGUGUGAGAGUGCGUAUGGCAUGGAGAUUUCUUACCAUGGUCCGAGGAGGAAAGCAUAUGCGGAGGGGAAAUUGAUGCAUGGAGCGAGGUAUUUUGCUUCGUUGGAGGAGAUGAUCCCCGAGGUGGAUUGUCUCUGUCUGGCGGCGCCUUACACGAGGGAGACGCAUCAUCUGCUGUCUGCGGAGCAAUUCCGUCUGGCUAAGGCUUCUGGGUUGCGCGUGGUGAAUAUUGCGAGGGGCAAGAUGAUUGAUGAAGAUGCUCUUCUGGGGGCGAUGGAGAGGGGGCAAGUGGUCGGUGUAGGAUUGGAUGUACACGCCGAUGAACCCGGCAUCAAUGAGAAAUUCAGAGAGAAUUGGAUGACGACGGUGUUGCCGCAUAUCGGUGUCUGUUCGAGGACGAGCUGGGAGAAUUUUGAACGGCAGAGUUGGGAUAAUCUGGAAGCGUUCUUUGAGAAGGGGAGGCCAGUUAAUUUUGUGAAGGAUCUUGAGUCGUGA